Molecule: messenger RNA, 1831 nt
Organism: Bactrocera latifrons
Lineage: Eukaryota; Metazoa; Arthropoda; Insecta; Diptera; Tephritidae
Gene: NimA
Cellular component (GO): membrane
Molecular function (GO): protein binding
Source: RefSeq, a predicted model, not a curated record
CCUAUGUGGAGCAACUGAAGGUGCCCACUAUGCAGCCAGUGCGCAUACGCAGCUCCCAGUGGUGCAUGGAGAUUCCACCACGUUGCUCCAACUACAAAACGGAAAUGCGUGAAGUUGUGCAGAUCAAGAAUGUCACAAAGACGCGCACGAUACGCUUCUGCUGCGCGGGUUAUGAAGGCAACAUCUCGAUCAACGACACAGUUUGCAAGCCGGUCUGCCGCGGCGGUUGUGGACGCGGCUACUGCCAGACGCCGGAUGUGUGCAGCUGUGAGCCGGGCUGUACUACUGGCUGGACGGGCGAAUUUUGUGAGCUGCCUUGCCCGACCGGCACGUAUGGCGUCAUGUGUCACAAGGAGUGCGARUGCGCCGACGAACGCUGCCAUCCGCAAACGGGCGCCUGUGGCGAUGCGCUGACCCCAGUGAUGCCCAAUGUUACGCAUGUCAUGAUACAAACRCUCAACUCCACCAUCGCCAACAUAACGCACAAACUCGAUCGCAUAGCGAAUAAAAUAGUGAMCAUAGCCACCAGCACUAUUGUGCCGCCACAACUCACCGUCGCGCCCGAGGUAAUCGUCAUCAARCAAGAGGAUCAGCAUACGCCCAAAAUAAUUGUACACCAACCCGGCUUGAGUGGUGGCUUGCUGAGCGACUUACACACCGCCGGCGGCAAGACACCAGAGGUGAUACACGUAAUCACAGCUGCGGGCGCCGACUGGCCGACGCACGCUAACGGUUCCAUGAUAGGCGCAGCGCAAGACACCAAACUGAGUUUGGCUGGCCUUGGCGGUGUGAUUGAKUCGCCGGCGCACACUUUAGCGCCCACACCCACAGCAGCCGAACACGAUGCUAAUCUGCUAAGCACACUGCUUGUGCUGUUGCUCAUCAUUGUUGUUGCCAUCGGCAUUAGUUGGCUCUAUAUAUAUCGGCGCUAUCACUGGCAAAAGCAGCGCGUCGAGGCGGCGUUGGCAGUGCGCAAUGCCAGUUUCGGUGGGCCGUCCGCAGAGCUGGGCGGCGACAGUGGUAGCACGGUGGACGCCACAGCAAUGUCUGGCGUGGGCGGUAAGAGUUCCCUAAAACCGUUGCCUGAUUUGCCGGCCUUCACGGAAAUGGUGCGCAACAAAAUCGAGGGACCCGAAUUCUAUGAUGCGCCCAGCAACAACUCGUCGUUCAACACGUCCGCUUAUGAUUACGCACGCAAACUCUCACUCUAUUCGAUUGUGUCGCCCAAGUCGCGCAAAGGCAGCCCAGACUCGCAUCUCUACGAUGAGAUACGCUAUCCUGCAGCUUACCAGCAACAACAACAACAACAGCAACUCAGCUUUAAUACUCAACACAGACAAAGGCAUCAUAGCCAACAGCAGCAUCCGCAACAUAAUCAUCCACAAUUCUCCAACCAUCAACAACAACAUCAGCAACAACACAUUCACACCACUAACGCUCUUGGCCAAGUGAGUUUAUCGCCAMACGCGCCACAGCUGCAGAAACCUAUGCAACACACACAAAUAUCAGCAUUCAUUGCCCAACAGCCUUUGACUGCCGCAACCCUACAACAACAGCAACAUCAUAUUGCCCACUUGAUUAUACCACCGCAAAAUGCCAAUUUCCUGCAAGUGCCUUCAGCGUCCGCGUCCGCGUCCGCAUCCAACGUGAACGCCACCAACAACAGCGCCACACGCAAAGUGGCUCUCAUUUAAUAUUUGAUCGACGCUCGCGUCGUAUCCUCUUACUAUUGUAAGARAAGCAGAGUAAUUGCACCAAAUAUUUUUAUAAACAGUAUCAUUAUGCCAUUUUCACUAUAUUUUUGUAGAAUAUUCUUUUUAAUACGCAUACA